Messenger RNA from Ostreobium quekettii, 630 nucleotides. NCBI's taxonomy places the organism in Eukaryota, Viridiplantae, Chlorophyta, Ulvophyceae, Bryopsidales, Ostreobiaceae. The record is from the annotation of a GenBank genome assembly.
AUGGCGAGCGUCGAGGAGUCGACCGCCCAACCGGCGAGAUUCCCCGCUGAAGAUGAGGCGCUUGAGCUCGCGGGGGAGGCGAUGCCGGACAUGGGCUUCCAGGACAUCGAAAAGGAACACCUGAAAUCGAAGACCGUAAAUGAACAAGAAGGCGCUGUUCUUGACAAUGAGUGGUAUGACCUCUUGCAGAGGUGUGUAGAAAGUCCAGAGUUUUUGAAAAAGCUGGAGUCCAUCUGCACCUUUGCCAGCAAGGGUUCAACAGAUGAAGGGCAGGUUCCACGGGAACCGCUUUCGGAAGCUGAGAUGUUGGAGAGCUUGAAGGACUCGUAUGUCAUUGUCAGCCGGGAGGACGCUGUCGAGUCGAUGGCCCUUAUCAUCGCGUCCAGUGUCUCAAAGUGCCCAGAAGCACAGAAACUGGCCACCAAGGACCUGCACAGGGCAGUCGUGAAGGCCUGUAAGGACCUGAAGACCAGCAAAUUGAAGUCUGCGUGGCAGUGGAGCAAGUUCUUGUAUCGCGCAGUGGCGCUAGGCUACAGCGCCUUCCAAGUGUUUGAGCACCCGUGGCUGGUGCGCGCGAUUGCGCGCGCACUGUGGCAGGUCCCACGGACCAUGUGGAGCCUGCUGUUCUGA